AUGAAUAUAAAUUCUUUUGAAAUAUUUUUAGAAGAGUUUAAAUUUAAUAUCAAGAGGCACAAUUACUCGCUUACUCGAUAGUAAAUAGAAAAACUAGCAAAAAAGAAAUGGAUGGCAUUGGAAGACUCUGAGAAAUUUAGAUUUAUGGUUAUGACACACACUGACUAGGUUGAUCAAUAAAUAAAUGAGUUCUAAAUUAAUGAUUAUAAUUUCAAAAAUGAAUUUUCUGAAUAAGCUAUAUUGUUAAAAAGAAUUCUUUAAUCAAGAAAUAAAGAGUUCAUUAUAAAUACUAUUUAAAUCGAAGAUUGGAAUACAAACAUAGAAGCAGUUAGUUUAUUUGCAAUUAGAUCUUAAAGAACCUCAAAAUUACUAUGGCAUACAUUAAGAGAUGGCUUAAUAAAUGAAACAAGGGAAGCUGAACUAAUAAAAGUCAUUGAAAAUCGCUUAAAUGAUUAACUUCAAUUUGAAUGA
This is a messenger RNA of Paramecium tetraurelia, 471 nucleotides long. RefSeq lists its product as uncharacterized. Lineage: Eukaryota; Ciliophora; Oligohymenophorea; Peniculida; Parameciidae. The record is from RefSeq and is a predicted model, not a curated record. The transcript has a single exon.